GAGGUUGUGAAUCCACCAGAAAAGAUGCUAGAGGACCACUCUUUCGGAAUGAACCCCCAGCUAGAGUAGAAUUUUCGAACAGCAGUGGCACUGAACUAAGGUGCAGCGCUGAUGGAGUACCUACUCCAAGAAUUAGUUGGCAGACAAGAGAUGGUGGGGUAGCAAGAGAUGUCCCUGGUUUGAGGCACUUGAGAUCUGAUGGAACACUGGUAUUUCCACCUUUUUCGAGAUCUGACUACAGACAAGAUGUCCACGAUACCGUAUACCAGUGCUUGGCAUCAAACAGUGUUGGUGUUAUACUCAGCAGAGAAGUACAUGUUAGAGGAGUGAUGAAACAACGUUUCACACCUCAAGUUUAUGAAGAAUAUGUUGUGCGAGGGAAUACAGCUGUUCUGAAAUGUCAUUUACCCUCCUUCGUUCGUGAUUAUGUGGUUAUUGACUCUUGGAUUCGCAAUGAUGAUCAUGUCUUGAAAAUAACAGAAACUAAAGCGAGAUCCUACACUGUUCUGAGAUCUGGAGAACUGCUGAUCCACGAGACACAGGAAAAAGAUUCCACUUGGAGCUACCGCUGUCAGACUCGACACAGAUUAACUGGCGAAAUGGUUACAAGUGAUACUUUCGGAAAAAUCACCGUCACAGGUCAGUUAAUGAAGUUUGGAACACAAGGAAAGCAUUUUCAGAGGCUAUCGACUUUCCAUAGUCCAAAGAAAAGAUUUCUGGAACUUAAUAGGAUAAUUUGUUGCUGUUUAAAUGUGGCCCAAUCCUUGUAUCUUGUGAAAUUUAUAAGGAAUCAGUCAUUGAUGACUCAAUGAUUUGACGUAUAUUAGAUAAAUCUAUAUCAGAUUCUGUUCAUUACAGAGGCGUUAUAUGAAUAUAAUUUAAAUAUUGAUUUAAAUAAAUAUUUUUUCAAUGUGA
Molecule: messenger RNA, 915 nt
Organism: Stegodyphus dumicola
Lineage: Eukaryota; Metazoa; Arthropoda; Arachnida; Araneae; Eresidae
Product: cell adhesion molecule Dscam1-like
Biological process (GO): homophilic cell-cell adhesion; dendrite self-avoidance; axon guidance
Cellular component (GO): axon; plasma membrane
Molecular function (GO): cell-cell adhesion mediator activity
Source: RefSeq, a predicted model, not a curated record